This is a messenger RNA of Ascoidea rubescens DSM 1968, 283 nucleotides long. RefSeq lists its product as uncharacterized. Lineage: Eukaryota; Fungi; Ascomycota; Saccharomycetes; Ascoideales; Ascoideaceae. Bases 57 to 224 code for a protein of 55 amino acids. The record is from RefSeq and is a predicted model, not a curated record. The transcript has a single exon.
AGGAUAUUUACUGGAAAUAUAUAUCAAAGAGGAAGGUGUUCUUGUGUUGGUUUCUGAUGGAAGCUAUUUUUGAUACUCAUUUGAAGUCACUUUUUUUCUAUGAAAACUGUUUGAUGGAUUGUUAUUCAUUGACCCAGGCAUAUAUUCAAUACAGCCGUUAUUUAGCAGACAAGCUACCCAAGUCAGAGAGAAAAAUGGCAAAUCGGAAUUAUGAUCAUUCCUAAUGUUUAGUUGAAAUUAGCAAAACUACAAUUAGGGGAGCAUCGGUUGUUAGACAAUUGGC